GAGGAGGACGCCCGGCGCCACGUGCAGCAGGCGCUCUCUGACGCGUGGGCCUCGCUGGUGGCGCUGAGGCGCUUCCGGCGGGGGCGGGAGCUGGCCGAGCUGCACGAGUGGUCGCAGCUCCAGGGCGAGUGGUCGCAGCUGCGGAAGGACUGGCACGCCCUGCCGAGCGCGCUGCGGGACCUCGAGGAGGACCCUGCGGCCGCCGCGCGCGCGGAGGCCCUCCGCACGGGCGACCUCCGGAGCUUCCUGGCCGCCGCGCAGCUCGGGGCCGCCGCCAGCCUCGGCGAGCCCGCCGCCGCCUCGUCGGGCGACGAGGCCCCCGUUGGUGCGGCGGAGCGAAGGCAAUUCGCGGAGGCGGCGACGGCGCGGCGCUCCGCGGAGUCGAUGCGGCGCUCGGCGGCAGAGGGCUCGGUGGCGGCCGCCGCUGGCCUCGGCGAGCCCGCCGCUGCCUCGUCGGGCGACGAGGCCCCCGGCGAGACCGUGGCGCAGAGGCAGUUCGCGGAGGCGGCGACGGCGCGGCGCUCCGCGGAGUCGAUGCGGCGCUCGGCGGCAGAGGGCUCGGUGGCGGCCGCCGUUGGCCUCGGCGAGCCCGCCGCCGCCUCGUCGGGCGACGAGGCCCCCGUUGGUGCGGCGGAGCGAAGGCAAUUCGCGGAGGCGGCGACGGCGCGGCGCUCCGCGGAGUCGAUGCGGCGCUCGGCGGCAGAGGGCUCGGUGGCGACCGACGCUGGCCUCGGC
This is a messenger RNA of Prorocentrum cordatum, 735 nucleotides long. The record is from the annotation of a GenBank genome assembly. NCBI's taxonomy places the organism in Eukaryota, Dinophyceae, Prorocentrales, Prorocentraceae.